UGAAGUGUAAAUAUUGACAGAAGCUGCAGGUGUAUCAUAUUUUUGUUGCAUUGACUCCAGGAAAUCAUUAAACUAGCGCUUCGCCGUCGUUUUUAUGAUGACUUCUCUGCAAGAUUCAGAUCCAGUUAUACGAGACUACAUGAUUAAACAUUCACUUCCUCAGAUUUACAAGGCUUUGCUUGCUGGGUUAUGCAUCUCAUGCCCUGAGGAUCCUUUGCACUUUAUAGAGGAGAAGAUCCUUUCUAUCCUUGAGGAUCAUGAUUUUGAGAUCAGCUGGCACACAUUUAUUGACAAAGACAAACAGAUCUCCUCCUUGGCAGGAGGCAUUGUGUAUGAUAUAUUUGGAAACCCCGAAGACAGCCUGUGUCUGUCACAUUUGUUGGAGAAAGCGUACUCCUGUUACCGCACCAGCCUGACCAAAAUGUGUUUCACGGGUUGGAAAGGUUAUAUUUCAAAGAAGAAACUGAAGGCUGCCAGACUCCUGGAGAGAAUGGAAGAGGCUGAGAUGUAUCAAAAACAGAGACGGAUAAAACUGGCUUUCAUCAAGUGGACAGCGUGGGUUCAGUUUCGCAAACAGAGGCAGAAUGAUGCCGCGAGGAAACUACAAAAAGUGCAGGAGUCUGUUCACUGCAGAAACAUCAUCACGGCUUGGCGUCACGUUGUGCAGGACGCUAAAAGAACAAAGGAAUACUUUAAGAGGCUAGAGAGAGAUAUACAAGAAAGUCAGAACUCAGAGAUGACACAAGGCGAUGGCCAGGACAGACUAUCACUGCUGCCAAACAAGCUGUCUCUUAAGGUCUUCCAGAGUCUAGGUGUGCGUGAGCUUCUGAAAUGUGCUCAGGUGUGUCGUUCUUGGAGAGCGAUCGCUCAGGUCAGCUCACUGUGGACUGAGAUUGAUUUCUCCUCUGAGGCCGGCUGGAUCACAGAUCAGACUGUGGAGAGAAUACUGCGGGUGCAUCGCAUCUAUGUGAUCUCUGUCAACUUGUGCGGUUGCACACUGGUGCAGGAGUCCAGUUUUAGACGCAUCAGUCAAUGCAGAAAUCUUCAAGAACUCGAUCUCAGUGAAUGCUCACAUCUUAAUGAUGAAAAUAUGAAGCUGAUUUUAGAAGGAUGUCGCUCUCUCCUGCAUCUUAAUCUGGCCUUCACUCAUAUUACUAAUGCCACUAUAAGAGUCCUGUCAAGACGCUGUCUAAUGCUGCGGUCUCUGAGUCUUGCAUACUGCACAAGUUUCUCUGAUAAAGGCCUGCAGUAUCUGAGCACAGGAAAAGGCUGCCACAGACUCACGUAUCUGGACCUCUCUGGAUGUUCUCAGAUAUCUGUGGAUGGAUUUACAUAUGUUGCUGAAGCUUGCAGCACACUUCAACAGAUUGUGUUAGACAAUCUACCCACCCUGACUGACAACUGUGUGCAGGUCUUAGUGUCUAAAUGUCGUAUGUUGACUGCGAUUUCCCUAUUGGACUCACCGUAUCUCUCUGAUGUGGCUUUCAAAACGAUGGCUGAAGUGAUCAGCCUCACCAAGAUCCAAAUAGAAGGUAAUAAUCGAAUGACGGACAGCAGCUUGAAGGCCCUGUGCCGGAGCUCUCUGAAACUCAGUGAGGUCCAGAUGUCUGACUGCACUCAUAUGACUGAUGCCAGCUUGAAGUCUUUAGGAAGUCUGACAAAACUCUGCAACUUAAAUAUCUCAGGCUGUAUCAAAGUGACUGAUAUUGGAAUCCAUUACAUCACUGAAGGAGCAUCUGCUGUUAAACUGCGAGAGCUUGAUCUUUCCUACUGCCCAAAACUUACUGACCUGUCCCUGAAGAGAAUAACUCAGAAAUGUAGCAAGCUGACCCACCUGAGCGUGUGUUUCUGUGAGAACCUGACAGAUAAUGGAUUUGAGUGUCUGGACAAUUGUGCUUCUCUCGUCUCUCUGGACAUCACAGGCUGCAAAAUACAUGACAAAGGACUAGCAGCCUUGGGAACUAACCACAGUCUGAGAAAACUGACCGCAAGUGAAUGUGUUUUCAUAACAGAUAAUGGAAUAAAGAUGUUUUGCCAAAAAUGUAAUCGUCUGGAGCUUUUGGAUGUGUGUCAGUGUGUGUGUCUGUCUGAUCGAGCCAUCAAAGCCCUCUCCUUUAUCUGCAGGACCAUUGCCACAGUCAGAAUAGCUGGAUGCCCUAAACUGACAGAUACAGCAGUGAAGUACCUGACAAGAGUUGGUCACUUCCUGAAGGAGCUGGACGUGAGUGACUGUCCUCUCCUGACUGACCGCACACCUUCCUUUCUUCUGUGCAGCUGUCCGCAGCUGCGGUCCAUCAGCAUGCUCUACUGCAAGAACAUCUCCAAACAGGCUGCUCUGAAACUGCAGCACCGUGUGCAACACUGGAAACACAGUAACGAUGACGCCCCCUACAGUCAGCACUAACUACUACAGCUCAACCUGAUCUGGACCAACUGGAGAAACAAAGACAUUACAAACUGACAUUACCUACACUGUGGAAAAAAAUUGACAUAUAUCGGAUUUCAUAAGAAAUCACUUUUUUAGCCUUUUUGCACAAGUAUGAAUCUUUAGUUACAAAAUAUUGAAAAGUACUAAGCCACUGAAGGGGCUGACAAAAAGGUUUGGAAUUCCUUUAUCAAACCAAAGUUUUUGGCAUUUAAAUCUUUUUGGCAUUGGCUAUGAAAGAGGAAAUGUUUUAUAAGAAUGGAAAUUCAUAUAAACUAGAAAAUAUAGGACACUUCAUAUAUAGAAAUGGAAUGGAACUAUGAUAUAUUUCACAAAACCAAUUUAAUAAGAAAUUAAAGAAAAUGGCAUCAGUUUGAAAAAUACCAAACUUUAUAAUCAGGAUCGAAUGCUGUAUUAUUUUGUACUCUCUUAAUAUUGUUUGGGUAUUGUUAUGACAAAGAAAUA
Molecule: messenger RNA, 2890 nt
Organism: Cyprinus carpio (common carp)
Lineage: Eukaryota; Metazoa; Chordata; Actinopteri; Cypriniformes; Cyprinidae
Gene: fbxl13
Product: F-box and leucine rich repeat protein 13
Biological process (GO): SCF-dependent proteasomal ubiquitin-dependent protein catabolic process
Cellular component (GO): SCF ubiquitin ligase complex
Molecular function (GO): protein binding
Source: RefSeq, a predicted model, not a curated record